Messenger RNA from Arctia plantaginis, 1851 nucleotides. NCBI's taxonomy places the organism in Eukaryota, Metazoa, Arthropoda, Insecta, Lepidoptera, Erebidae. The record is from the annotation of a GenBank genome assembly.
AUGCUGUGGAACUGUCGAAGUGAUGUGUUACUUGAGAUAUUCAUGCACAAGAACGCCAUGCAGAUGCACGCUCGAGAACUCCAACGAGGUCUCGGGGGGGAGGUAAAACCACACCAGUGCCAGCAGUGCCUGAAGUCCUUCAGCUCCAACCAUCAGCUCGUCCAGCACAUCAGAGUACACACUGGGGAGAAGCCCUACAAAUGCUCGUACUGUGAUCGGAGGUUUAAGCAAUUAAGCCAUGUGCAGCAGCAUACAAGGUUGCAUACAGGUGAACGUCCAUACAAGUGCCAUCUACCGGACUGUGGGAGAGCCUUCAUCCAGCUUUCCAACCUCCAACAACACCUCCGGAACCACGAUGCUCAAGUUGAGAGGGCUAAAAACAGACCAUUCCACUGUAAUAUAUGUGGGAAGGGCUUCGCAACUGAGAGCAGCCUUAGAACGCAUACAGCAAAGGAGCUUCAGCUGCACCUUGGUGUUUUGCAGCAACACGCGGCCCUAAUGAUAGGUGGCGCCACCGCCACCCCCUGCCCAAUAUGUCACAAAGUUGUGUUCGGUGGGGAAGCCCUUGUAGAACACAUGAAGAAUACUCAUAAGGAUCCAAACGCAUCUGGUGUUGCGAGCCCUCCGGCUACGUCACCGUACCCAGCGCAAGCUAAACCUGUUGAUCCUUAUAUAGCGAAGCGACGGACGGCGAACCAUCCCUGCCCGGUGUGCGGCAAGCACUACGUCAACGAGGGGUCCUUGAGGAAGCACCUUGCCUGCCACCCAGAGACUCAGCUCACCAGUGGACUCCGAAUGUGGCCGUGCUCUGUUUGUCAGGCUGUCUUCACGCACGAAAGUGGACUCCUCUCCCAUAUGGAACACAUGAGAAUGGAACCAAAACAUCAGUUUGCUGCCCAAUACGUACUAUCUAGAGCAGCAGCUGAAAGACGAGAGCGAGACAUCAUCGCCGCUGUCUCAGCCUCCGCUGGCGGUUCUGGUCUCCUUAACCUCGCACCUCCGUCACCAGCGCACUCGGAUUCCUCAUCUAACGGCCGUCUUUCGUCAUCCGCUGGCUCCGAAGCCGGUGCAGCGGUCAACAAACUGACAGAUUUACUGAGGUCAGCCAAUAAUGGACACCAGGCUUACGGAGAUGAGAGAGUCGCAGCGAUAGCGGCCGCUGCGGCGAACAUGAUGGCCCAACCUGGAGAAGGAGCUAAUGCUGUUCAAGUAGCCGCCGCAAAUCUAGUAUCAGCAAUGAGACAGCAACUAGCACGAGAGCCCCCUCCAGCACAGCCCCCAGCUGAAACUCCACCAGCGCCCUCCGAAGCUGCACUCCGAAUUCAACAGGCCGAAGCCUUACUUCGAAGUCAGGCGGAAGCUCUGCGAUUAGCUGUUUCUCAAGCUGCCGCAGCCCAUGGAAACGAGGCCCCUAGCCCUCUAAGACACAAUGGAGGUUUUCCACCGCAGCCACCGAACGAUGGUAGCGGACAGAUUUCACCAGAAUUGGUCGAAGCGUUCAGAAUCGCUCAAGAACAGAGGCUAGAACAGGCUUUGAGAUUGCACGACCCCAGGAUGCUUGGUUUUAAUCUAUCAUCACCAGUACAACAGGCAGCGCAGCAAGCGGCACAGCAGGCAGCACAGCAGGCCGUAGCGGCUCAACAGGCCGCCGCUCAGCAAGCGGCUCAACAAGCGGCACAGCAGGUCGCUCAGCAAGCAGCGCAAGCCGCUCAGCAUGCUGCACAGCAGGCCGCGCAACAGGCCGUCCAACAACAGCACAUGCAGCAGGCCGCACAGGCUGCUCAGGCUGCGCAGGCUGCUCAGCAAGCGGCUCAGCAAGCAGUCCAUCUUCAGCAGAACCCUCAGCCAUGA